Molecule: messenger RNA, 522 nt
Organism: Symbiodinium necroappetens
Lineage: Eukaryota; Dinophyceae; Suessiales; Symbiodiniaceae
Source: the annotation of a GenBank genome assembly
AUGCACUUUCUGCCGAACUACCAGAGGAGCAUGUGGCACGGACACACCAAAAGACACGUGCAGUUCCCCACGCCUCUCGGUGAUGGCAUGAGCAUCGACCAAGUAUGGCCUGGAGGUGAAGGCACCAAUUUUGGCACCGAGGAGGAGCUUCGAAAGCCAAACAGCAUCGCCUUCAACUUGGUGGGACAUGAACUUGCAGACAUUAUUGUCGAGUGCAACGGCCUUGUAUGCGACCUCGAAGACAUGGCUGAAGAAGGAGAGGCUCUAGAGUACAUCCAAACGUAUCGUCGGAAGACGAUUCAGGCCAAGGCAAAGCGCUUCGCCAAACUGGGCGCGACAGUGGAUACCAUCGAGCGCGAGAUCAGUGCGAUGAGUGCCGACCCAAUGACGACGUGGGAUGAAGCGUCCCUUCCUGUCCCAGAUGAGCUCUGGGUCAAGCAGAAGCCGUCUGACACCAUGAACAGGCCACACAGGGCACGGUGUCCGAAGCAAAAACCAGCCAGAAAGCAAAAAGCAGGUUGA